This is a messenger RNA of Chlorocebus sabaeus (green monkey), 657 nucleotides long. Lineage: Eukaryota; Metazoa; Chordata; Mammalia; Primates; Cercopithecidae. The record is from RefSeq and is a predicted model, not a curated record.
CUACCUGCUGGCGACAGCUGCCUGGCAACUCCCAAGCUGGCUGGCGCUCCCAGCCUCGCAGAACCGGGGCUAGAUGUCGCCGUGGCUGCGGCCAAGCCAGGCGGUCUGCCCCGCGGCGGCUGCGCCGGGGCGGGAACCAAACCCCAGCCCCAUCCCCGGUGGCUGCGGAGCGCCCCUGUCAGCUGCCGCGAUCUCUCUUCAGAGGAGGAGCGCGGCGGGAGUCACGGCCAGGCGGGCCCUCAGGCCGGAAGGGAUGCACGCCUGCGAUUCCGGGACGUCCCGCGCGAGCCCAGAAGAACCCGCAAGCCAGCGGCGCCUGCGCCGGAGCUGCAGCAGCCCCCUGCCGGCCACGCGGGCUUGGGAGCGGCUUCCGGAGUCCCGGCUUGCGCUGACCUGCAGGCGCGCGCCUAACGGCUUCGCGGGGCUCACGCGGCCUGAGAGGUGGGAGCGCGGAGCUGCAGGCGCGCGCCUAAAGGCUUUGCUGGGCUCAGGCGGCCUGAGAGGUCUGCGCGCUGAGUUGCAGGCGCGCGCCUAACGGCUUCGCGGGGCUCACGGGGUCUGAGAGGUCUGAGCGCUGAACUGCAGGCGCGCGCCUAACGGCUUCGCGGGGGCUCACGGGAUCUGAGAGGUCGGAGCGCUGAGUUGCAGGCACGCCUA